This is a messenger RNA of Malania oleifera, 5398 nucleotides long. RefSeq names its product iron-sulfur assembly protein IscA-like 1, mitochondrial. Gene Ontology annotation, molecular function: 2 iron, 2 sulfur cluster binding. NCBI's taxonomy places the organism in Eukaryota, Viridiplantae, Streptophyta, Magnoliopsida, Santalales, Ximeniaceae. The record is from RefSeq and is a predicted model, not a curated record. Gene Ontology annotation, cellular component: mitochondrion; cytoplasm. The transcript has 2 exons. Bases 6 to 446 code for a protein of 146 amino acids. Gene Ontology annotation, biological process: iron-sulfur cluster assembly.
AAUUAAUGCACCAGAAUUGGACGACGACAAUGGCUUCGUCAUUUCUGGCUGCCGCAGUAGAGAAGGUCGGGCCGGCCGUCCGGCGUCAAGCCCUGACGUUGACAGACGGCGCCGCCGUUAGAAUACGGCAUCUCCUGGAGCAGCGCCAACGCUCCUUCCUCAAGCUCGGCGUCAAGGCUCGCGGCUGCAACGGCUUGUCCUACACCCUCAACUACGCAGAUGAGAAAGGAAAGUUUGACGAGCUGGUCGAGGACAAGGGUGUGAAGAUACUAAUUGACCCAAAGGCCCUGAUGCAUGUAAUUGGAACAAAGAUGGAUUUUGUUGAUGACAAACUCAGGUAUACUUGUUCAGUAUUAGUGGCACAACACAUAUAUUUACAUGUAAUAUGUAAUGAUUGGCAUGCAUGUGUAAGAUUCUGUUCACAUUUCUUAUGGCUACAAUUUUAACAUGUUCAAUUCUUGAUCUAUCUAGCAUUUGUUGGACAUGGAUAUAAUGGCUUGGUUACGUUUUCUGUAUUAAAAUUAAUUUUAGAACAUGAAUGUGACAUGAAUGAAUGUUCUCUGAAUUUGGAAAGAAUGCAUAUUUUUAAUAAAAAAGAUGAUACACUGUUUUUGUGUGUGUUGAAACCUCAACAAGUUGAACUGUCUUAGUAAUAUAAAAAAGGAGGAAAAGAUGGAGAGUGGGAAAAUUAUAAUUAAGAUUAUAAUUACACCUGCACACAAAGAUGCAUGUUUGCUUAAGCAAUAUGUAUGAAAGUGUAUAUUGCAUGAAGCACUAUGUGUUAUACACUUGUACAAAAUGAGAAUGAUAAUUUCAUUAUUGGUUGAGACUCGGUUUAAGAAUGCUUAAAGAGGUUUUGUUUUAAGGUGAGGAUUGGAUUUGACUACAAUUUGGAAUGUGUUGAACUUCAGUCUUUUGUUUGAUUUUAUUUAAAAAUGUAGUAUGCCUGAAGAGAGGAAAAAGGUCUUUUGAAUGAAAUUUUAUUGUUUUUUUCGCUCUGAGGCAUUUUCAAGAACAAUUCAUCUGUAAGUUUGUUACACUCGAGCAUAAAAGUUACAGGUGUUGUAAUAGAAACAGCCGCUCCAAAAGUGGAGUUAAUACUGUGCACAUAAUGCCCACCUUGGACCUCCGAUAUGGUUUGAGAGUCUUGUACACUUGAGUGUUGCUUUUUUCAUUUGUGCUGCAUUGUCAGCCUGUCAUGAGUGUUGUUCAUUUAUAAUUAGGAUUUAGUGUUGAUGAAAUUUGGUCUCAAGCUCUCUCUUUAUUUAGGAAGGAGUUAUAGAAAAGUAUAAAGUAUCUGUGGUAUCUUUGUCCCACUUGCCAUGUCAUUUUCAGCAUUAAGUGUAUCAUUUCAAUUUUCUGUCUCGUGUUUUUCACUGUGUAUGUUUUCAAUUUUGUGGUGCAAUCUGCCUGUGUCUGAAUUGGAAGCUAAUGAGUUCCUUAUCUGUGGUUGAUAAUUGGGCAUGAAAAUCAUUUUGGGAUGUUGACCUUUGAAUUCCGUCGAUUGUCCAUGGAUUUUGAAACCUGUUGAAUAUGUGCACGUGUGUGUUUGUGUAUAUAUAUAUUGAUGGAAAAAUAAGCUUUAUUAAACUGAGCAAGGAGAAACAGAUAUGAAGAAAGAGACAAGAAAUCCUCAAGCAUGAAAAAAAGACAAAAAAAAAGAAAAAAAAGAAAACUUAGCAUUAACUUAAUAAUGCCACCUUAGUCUUAGUUAACAUCCUGAAAGCAGCAGCCCUUAAAACAGCCUGCAGUACAAGCCCAAGGAGAAGCCAAAUACCAUAUCCCAUCCCAAAGAGGAUCCAUUGGCAAUCUCUUUCUAGGAAAAAAUUCUAGCAUUUCUUCCCAGCCAAAUUCCCCAUAAUACGGCACGAAGAGGAUGCCACCCACAGCAUCUUUACCUUCCCAAAACCAACAAAAGAAAUACUUGAGCUUCUCAACCAACCUCAAAUGUACCCACAAUUCACCAAGAACUCCAAAGCUUCAGAAGGCAUCCUAUUCUGUGCAUAUUUUUGGUGUUAAACUUCAUUAAGGGCUACCAACUUAGCAAAUGCCUUCAUUGUAGUAACUUUAGCAUCCUAUAUGGCCUGAUAAAGAGGAAAGAAACGUCAGCCCUAACUAGGGCAGAAAAGAAAGAUAUACACAAAGAAUUCCCCAGUGAAUCUAGACUCCAAAAUUCUACCAUCACUCCAAGGUAUGAUGACCAUCCAACACAAUGAGCGAAGAGCAAAGAAGACAGCUCCUCUAACUCCCUAUCAUUUAACUCCCUUUCAAAAAUGCAUCCUUCCUUUGGUUCACGGAAUUAAAGCUGGUAUGGAAUAAAAAAUCUGGCCCCGAUUCUCACUCCUAUGUUUGGUUUGCAUAAAUGAGGAUGGAAUCACAUUCCAUUUGGCCAGAAUGCUGAUUUCCCCAUUUAAUUGAAUGUUGUUUCCUCCUGUGGGAAUCAUAGUUCUGUUUCUAACUCCAUUUUUUUCUCAAAGAUACUCAUAACCCUCAAUAAAUAACAACAGCAACAACAACAAUAAGAACAACACAAUAAUAGUUGUAAGAAUAAUUAUUAUUAUAAAAAUAAUUGAAAUAACAAUAAAAACAUAAUUGGAACAACAACAACAUUAAAAAAUAAUAAUUAUAGAAAUAAUAAUGAUUAUACUAACAGCAACAGCAAGUACUACAACAACAACAACAACAAUAAUAAUUACAAUAAUAUUAAUAGUGAAAUAAUAAUUUUUAUUAUUAUAUAAAAAUAAAAAAUAAUAACAAUAAUAAACAAUAACAACAACAACAAAAUAAUAAUAUAAUAUACUAGAGAAGGGAUUCUCCAAAAGGCUGUAUUUUUGAAAGCCCAAAACAGCCUUAUGACCUCCUGGUACUCUCCUAUUGAAAUUAGAAUACCCUUAAACUCUUUGCUCAUUUUCUCCAUAUUUGACCUGGUUUUGUUAAUGCCAAAAAACCCUAUAAUUGCCUCAUAAUUUCUGUAUAACUACCCAAAAGCCCUCUAAUCAAAUUAGCAGUACCUUCAACUUAAUUUUAAAAGAUCAAUCCAUUUUUAAAAGAUUAAGCUGUGGAGCAUGCUCGCAGUGAGUGCCUCAUAAUUUUACACAUAUUUUCUUUACAGUUCUUUUAAAAUUAAAAAAGAAAUAGGGAGCCGUGGAGCACGCAUACAGUGGGUGCCAGAGCUAGUAAUAAUAAUAAUGUUAUCAUUAUAAAUAUAGAUUGUUAUAUCGUAAUAAAUGUAUGAACAACAACAACUAAAUUAGUUUAAAGUUCAUAACAUGAGGUAGGUCAUCUUCUAUGUUGUACUCCUUUUAACCCUUUUAGAAUUUGAACCCAAGACAUUCACUACAAAAGUCCCAACCUCUCCACUAGGAUUGUGCAAUCCAUUGGUUCGGGUAGGAAAAAUGAAGAAUCAUUUUUUUUUUUUUUUUCAAUUUUGCAUAGGAGAAACUCAAACCGAACUGAUCUUCUAUAUGAAAUUGAACAAAUAUCCAACAUAUUAAUUUGGAGAAAAAACUGAACCAACUGGAUUGUAUAUUUUGAAAACCAAAUUGAUCAAAGUGGGCUCAAUAGGGGGGGGGGGGGGGGGGGAAGCCUGUAGAGGGAGGGUUUUUGAGAAGGAAUGGAUAAUUUAGUUUUUGGAGAAGGAAUGUAUUUUAUGUUAUUUGUGCAUCAAAUAGUGCAUUGUGCGCAUGCAAACACAUGUAUAUUAUGCAUGUGAUAAUAUGUUUUUGUGUAUUCUAGUUUUGAACUACUUUAAAAUUUUCCGCAUUUGUGUCAUGUUGUACCAACAAGCCAUGUUGCUUCCAUGUCAAUUGCCACCACAACUCAUUUGUGUCAUGGUGUUCCCAUGAGCCAUGUUGUGUCUAUGUUAAUGCUUCUUUGGCUAUUCCAUGACCAACUCCAAUGCCACCAUUUUCACCACAUCACUUGUGCUCCAUAUAACAAAAAUCAAUGCUGUUAUUGCCUGCAAGAUACCCUUGUGACCACAUCACCACCACAAUUCUAUCAAUUUGCUCAGUACAUAAUAAACUGCCGAACUGUUGUUGCAGCUGUUAGUCAUCCAAUUGCAGCUGCCACAAUUACCACCUCCAUUCCAUUACCCUCACAAUGUCCACUGCGUCAUUGUUGCCUUACUACUCGCUACCACCAUGGUUUACUAAGUUAGCAUUGUUAUGACAAAGAAUGCUUAUAUAGUCAAAUAUCAUUGCCCUGCUGCCACCACGGUACCAAGAGUUGCCUUCUCCCCCUGCCACCUUCACAAAUGUGCAAUUUACAAAAUUGCCUUUGUUAUUGCUGCCGCUGCUAAAACCAUUGCAUUUAACCAUGAUCUCCAGACCACUACCAACGCUGCUGUUUACUUCCAACUACUUCAUCAGUUGUUGAUGCCACCACUGCUAUUAUUCUGACAACUGCCAGCUCAUUGUUUUCUGACAAUUGCAUAGGACUCCAUGUAUGUGAGCAAGAGAAUCUGCUGGUCUAAAUUAUACUUGUUAAAUCAUGUGAAUUUUUACAUCCCUGCCCUGGGCUUUGGCUGCAUAAUGGGAAGUAAGAGGGAGGGGCUAUUUAUUUAUUUAUUUAUUUUUUGGACCUCCCCCUGCUUUUCUCUCUCAACCGUGCCCCCAAUCUAAGGAAAUAAGUGGAGGCUAUGGCAUUGAGAAACUUGACAGCCUGUUCCUGGGAAGUGAAGAGGUGGUGGUGCAACAGGCAGAAGCAAGAUGUUGUAGCAUUGAGGAGACAGAAGAACAUGCAAACCUUGAGAAUCUGCACCCUGCCAUUGAGCUGUUAAACUCUAAGUAGCUUUGGUUUGUAUUGUGUAUUUGUCUGUUUGCCUCUUGCCACUUCAAAAUUAUUGUUAGGCCUAUGUAAUCUUGAAGUUACUAGCUCCAGAUGAUACGCACAUUUUAACAGUCUUGCCGCCUGACAUUUGCAGAUCUGAGUUCAUAUUUAUCAAUCCAAACUCCCAAGGGCAGUGUGGUUGUGGUGAAUCUUUCAUGACAACAGAAAGUACUGGAGCUGCUAAACGUGGAGGUAGUUAAGAAUUGUGCUGUACCAGUGAUGAAUCACAAGAUUCUUUAUUUAUCCAAUUGGCUGACCAAGCAGAACACAAUUGAUUAGCUGACUGAACCCGAUAAGAUAGAAAACAAAUGGAGCUUAGUCAUGUCCUUUGAGCUUUCACAUUGAUACAUAGCACCGUCAUUGAUCUUCAAGAUCAUGUUUCUUGUCUAAAGUAGAUGUUGAUAUGGUAUGUACGUGAAUGUCGCAAAUAUUUGUUAUACGUGAUUAACAUAUUUGUUUGAGAUCUAUCUAAUUUGUAAGAUUUCCUGGCGCCUUUGUAGUCUGCAACAUUUCAAAAACUGCUGUUCCUAUGAAAGUGAAGAAAUGGAUACAUUUUUUUUCGCAAUUA